This is a messenger RNA of Mus caroli (Ryukyu mouse), 738 nucleotides long. RefSeq names its product megakaryocyte and platelet inhibitory receptor G6b (gene Mpig6b). Gene Ontology annotation, biological process: integrin-mediated signaling pathway; megakaryocyte development; platelet formation. Gene Ontology annotation, cellular component: plasma membrane. NCBI's taxonomy places the organism in Eukaryota, Metazoa, Chordata, Mammalia, Rodentia, Muridae. The record is from RefSeq and is a predicted model, not a curated record.
AUGGCCUUGGUUCUGCCGCUGCUGCCUUUGUUGCUCUCAAAGGUCCAAGGGAAUCCCGAGGUUUCUUUGGAGGGCAGCCCUGGGGACCGGGUGAAUCUCUCCUGCAUAGGGGUCUCCGACCCCACCCGCUGGGCUUGGGCGCCUAGUUUCCCAGCAUGCAAGGGCUUGUCCAAACGGCGCCGUCCUAUCAUCUUGUGGGCCUCGACGAGAGGGACCCCAACUGUGCUCCAGCACUUCUCUGGCCGCCUGCGUUCCCUGGACAAUGGUAUCAAGCGGCUAGAGCUGCUGCUGAGCGCCGGGGAUUCUGGAACCUUUUUCUGCAAAGGACGCCACGAGAAUGAGAGCCGCACAGUGCUUCAAGUGUUAGGGGACAAGGCAGGUUGCCGGCCUGCAGGAUCUACCCACGGGUCCGAGUAUCCCAAGAUCCUGAUUCCGCUCCUGGGCGUUGGGCUUGUGUUGGGACUGGGAGUCGCGGGCUUGGUCUGGCGGCGGCGCAGACGCUCGCCUCCGCCCCCACCCCCGCCCCCGCCUAGACCACUACCCACAUUUGCUCCAGUCAUAAAUGCUGAGCCACAGAGGCCUUUAGAACAGGAGUCCAAGAUCUCAGGCCUGGAUUACCUGGACCAGGAACCGAGCCUGCACUAUGCUGAUCUGGACCACUCUGUCCUCGGGAGGCACCGCCGGAUGUCCACAGUGGUUUCUGGUGAUGCCUCCACUGUCUAUGCGGUUGUAGUAUAA